CCCCCCUCCCUCCCCUCCCCUCCAAGAUCCGUUUACUUACCGGUUUGUGUACUGUUUGUACUUUUGUUUUAUCCGAAAAGUUUUGUGAAGUUUUGAUUCUUUUCGUUUUGAGUUGCAUUGUCCUUUACGCUUCACUUUAUCGCUGAUUGUUGGAAGCAAUCAGCUGUUUCAUUAUUCUAAAUUAUUUCACAGAAACGAUGUCUGAUGAUGAGGACAUUCAGUAUGUCAAAAAGACUAAAACCAUUCACUAUGCAUCCUUGGAGGAACAAGAGCGGACAAGGCAAGCUACAGAGAUGGCCAGAGAAGACAGUGACGAUGAUGACUCUGACAAGGAAGGGCAGUCCAUGGACUUUGGAAAUAUUAACACACAUGAUGAAUACUUUGACUUGGAGGAGGAAAUGUCCAAAGACAAACAAGCACUUUUAGAGGAAUUUGAAAGGCGUAAGAAGGCACGCCAAAUUAAUGUUCCAACAGACGAUGGAGAAGUUAAAAAGAAUUUAAGACAGUUAGGAGAACCAAUAUGUUUGUUUGGAGAGGGCCCUGCAGAACGGAGAAGUCGCUUGAGAGAUUGGCUCUCCAGACUUGGAGAUGAUGCAAUUAAGAGAAAACAAGAACAGGAAGAGGAACGAAUUCAGCAAGAAAAAGAUCAGGAAUCAACAUGGUAUCAUGAAGGUCCUGAGUCAUUGAAGGUUUCUCGUUUGUGGCUUGCUCAGUAUUCAUUAGUUCGUGCUCGAGAGCGUCUGGAGGCAGCUCGUGAAGAACUGAAGCUCCCAGAAGCUACAAGGACUGCUCAUCGUCAAGAGGUUCACAAGAGGCUUCAAGCAGUGUCUAUUUUUGCCUCACAGAUUGGAGACACCAGACCUAUCUCCUAUUGUCAAUUCAGUCCUAACUCAAAAAUGCUUGCUACUGGAUCUUGGAGUGGUAUGUGCAAGAUUUGGUCUAUACCAGAAUGUGAACAAAUUCACACACUCAGAGGUCAUCAGUGCAAUGUUGGAGCAGUCAUUUUUCAUCCAAAUGCUACUCAAGACAAUGCAAAUCAGGCUGUUUGUGCUCUUGCAUCAUGUGCUGCUGAUGGUUCAGUGAAACUGUGGACGUUAGAAAGUGAAGAGCCGCUUGCUGAUGUAGAGGGCCAUGCUCCACAUAGAGUUUCACGAAUUGGAUUCCAUCCCUCAGGGCGGUUCUUAGGAACGUGUUGUUUUGACAACUCAUGGAGGUUGUGGGAUCUUGAACAGUGCUCUGAAGUUCUGCACCAAGAAGGCCACACAAAGCCUGUGUAUUGUUUAUCUUUUCAGAGAGAUGGAUCAGUGGCUGCAACAGGUGGACUUGAUGCAUUUGGAAGAGUGUGGGACCUUCGGACUGGACGUUGCAUCAUGUUUAUGGAAGGGCACCUUAAAGCAAUUUAUGGUGUUGAUUUUUCUCCUGAUGGUUAUCACAUUGCUACUGGCAGUGAAGAUAAUACAUGCCGUAUUUGGGACCUUCGCAAACGCCAGUGUAUAUAUACAAUUCCUGCUCACACUAAUCUAGUAUCUGAUGUCAAAUACCAGAGGGAGAAUGGCACAUUUUUGGUCUCUGCAUCUUAUGACAAUACUGCCAAGGUUUGGUCUAAUAAGACAUUCCAGCCUGUAAAGACCCUCUCAGGACAUGAUGGUAAAGUAAUGUGUGUAGAUGUAUCACCUGACACUCAGUAUAUAGCUACUUGUUCGUAUGACAGGACUUUCAAAUUGUGGGCACCUGAAUAAUAAUGUACAUAUGUCUAAAGAACUGAUAAAUGUAACAAUUUAAUAAUGAAGUAAAAAAGAAUUUUCUUGACACUGUAA
Molecule: messenger RNA, 1817 nt
Organism: Frankliniella occidentalis (western flower thrips)
Lineage: Eukaryota; Metazoa; Arthropoda; Insecta; Thysanoptera; Thripidae
Gene: U4-U6-60K
Product: U4/U6 small nuclear ribonucleoprotein Prp4
Exons: 9
Coding region: 198-1739 (513 amino acids)
Biological process (GO): mRNA splicing, via spliceosome
Cellular component (GO): U4/U6 x U5 tri-snRNP complex
Molecular function (GO): U6 snRNA binding; protein binding; U4 snRNA binding
Source: RefSeq, a predicted model, not a curated record